Messenger RNA from Condylostylus longicornis, 1507 nucleotides. RefSeq names its product protein phosphatase methylesterase 1. Gene Ontology annotation, molecular function: protein methylesterase activity. The record is from RefSeq and is a predicted model, not a curated record. The transcript is spliced from 6 exons. Lineage: Eukaryota; Metazoa; Arthropoda; Insecta; Diptera; Dolichopodidae. Gene Ontology annotation, biological process: protein demethylation. The coding region runs from base 80 to 1291 and encodes 403 amino acids.
UUUUUUUGUAUUUGUUAUUGCAAAGAAAAACUUUUACCGGAAAAAUUUACUUAAAUAAAGUUUAAAUAUAAAUAGAAAGAUGUCUCAUUUGCAAAGAUCAAUAAUGAAGUCGCGUUUACCACCAUCAGGUGCAAUGCCUGGCCGUGUUUCUAAAUUCGAUCCAUCCUUGAGAAGAGGAUCAAAAAGUAAAGAUUAUAAGCCAAAAAUGUGGGAUGAAUUUUUCGCCGAAAAAGAUGAUAUUGCAGUUGACGAAAAAAAUACAUUCAGAAUUUAUAAAACAAAAACUCCAGAAAAAUCUGGCCCAGUAUUAUUAAUGUUACAUGGGGGUGGAUAUUGCGGAUUGACUUGGUCGUAUCUAAGUCAAGAAAUAACGCAAAUGCUUCAUUGUCAAUGUUUGUGUGUUGAUUUAAGAGGACAUGGUGAUUCUAUUACAGAUAAUGAUGAAGAUUUAUCAGCGGAAACAUUAGCCACAGACGUCGGAAAGUUGGUUUCUGUUCUUUUUCCAGAUCAAUGCCCACCGAUAUAUUUAAUUGGUCAUUCAAUGGGAGGAGCGAUUGCAGUACAUGUAGCCAAUAUGGAACUUAUACCUGGCUUAAUUGGCGUUACAGUAAUUGAUGUUGUAGAAGGUACUGCUUUGGAAGCUUUGGCUAGUAUGCAGAGCUUUUUGAGAUCAAGACCUAAAUAUUUUAAAAGUAUUACAAAUGCAAUUGAAUGGUGUGUCCGAAGUGGGCAAGUUCGAAAUUUAGACAGUGCUAAAAUUUCAAUGCCCGGACAAAUUAUUAAUUGCGUGACCAAAAAGUUAGCAACCAAUGAACUACCUUUACCUGAUGACUAUUUUGAAGACACAAGUAAACCAACGCUUUUCAAAAGUCCUUUGAGUAUAGAUGAAAAUGAAGAAACAGAUUUUUCAAAUGAAGAACCACCUGCUAAAUUUAAGAUUCCAAAUAGCGCUUCAAACACUGAGAUAGAUGAUAACAAAAAAUAUACAUGGCGAAUAGAUUUGUCAAAGUCAGAAAUAUAUUGGAAGGGUUGGUUUGAAGGCCUAAGUGAAAAAUUUUUAAAUAUUCGUGUUACAAAACAAUUGAUAUUAGCAAGUAUAGAUGGUUUGGAUAAAGCUCUAACAGUUGGACAGAUGCAGGGAAAAUUUCAAAUGCAAGUUUUAGCUAAAUGUGGUCAUGCUGUACAAGAAGAUAGACCACAUGAAUUAGCUGAAGUUAUCGGUUCAUAUCUGGUUCGAAAUAAAUAUGCUGAAGCAGCAAAUGAAUUUGUUGGUCCAAUGCCAUCAUGUUAAAAAAAAGAGCAUUAUUCAUUUUACAUGUAAUUUAAAUAAUUUAUUUAACAAAUAAAAAUAAGAGAAAAAAGAACAAAAUGAUUUCACAGUAAAUCAGUAAAACUAUUAAUAUAGUCUGAAUAACUUUUCUAUGCAUAAUUUACUGUUCCCUUUCUUAUUCCUACAACAUUAAAGAAACUAUUUAGUUUUUAAGAAAAAUUUAAAUUUAAAUCACUU